AUGGAGGAGACUUACGACGCGAUUGUUUGCGGCACCGGCCUGACGGAGUGCGUCCUUAGUGGGCUGCUCUCCGUCAAUGGCUACAAGGUGCUUCACGUGGACCGCAAUCCGUACUACGGUGGGGAGUCCGCCAGUCUGAACCUGGAGCAGCUGUACAAGAAGUUCAACAAGGGGGCGCCGCCCGCCUCCCUUGGCCGCAGCCACCUCUACAACGUCGACCUCAUCCCCAAGGUCCUCAUGUGCGCCGGGGAGCUGGUGGAGAUUCUUCGCUCCACCGUCAUCGACCGCUACAACAUGGAAUUUAUGCUUAUUGAUAACUCCUUUGUCUUGAAGGAUAACAGAAUUGCGAAGGUGCCUGCAACGGCUACAGAGGCACUCACGUCUCCGCUGAUGGGUUUUUUCGAGAAGCGCAAGGCGGCGAAACUGUUUCAGUUCAUGGGUAACUACGACCCGAAGGAUCCCAGUACACACAAAAAGUACAAUCUUCAGACCAUGACGAUGGCGCAACUCUACAAGGAAUUUGGCAUCGGUAAUGACACCAUUGACUUUGUCGGUCAUGCUGUUGCGCUGCACACAAACGAUGAUUACAUGCAACGCCCGGCGCUUGAUACGGUAAUGCGCUGCAAGCUGUACGAAAAAUCGUUCAACAUGUACGCCACCUCGCCCUACGUGUAUCCCUUGUAUGGCAGUGGUGAGCUGCCGCAGGCCUUCUCCCGUCUUUGUGCCGUGUACGGUGGUACCUAUAUGCUGCAAACCCCGGUGACCAAGGUGCACUUUAACGAACAAGGGGUCUUUGAAUCUAUUGAAAGCGAUGGUAAAAGGGCCUACGCGAAGCUUAUUCUGGGUGACCCUUCCUACUUUCCGGACCGUGUGAAACCCUGCGGGAAGGUGGUUCGCUGCAUCGCCAUUAUGAAUCAUCCUAUUCCAAACCUUAAUUCGGACUGCAAUUCAUGCCAAAUCAUCAUCCCCCAAAAGGAAUUGAAGCGUAAGGAUGACAUGUACAUCUUGCAGCUUGGGGCAAAUAACAAGGUCUGCCCGGAAGGGUAUUACAUCGCCAUCAUAGGCACAGCUGUGGAAAACUUUGCAAACCCAGAACGGGACAUUCUACCAGGCCUACGCGUCAUUGGCGACACCAUUGAAACCUUUAUCUCCGUUUCAGACUUGUACGAGCCCCUGGAGGACGGCAAGCAGAGCAGGUGCUUUAUCAGCAACAGCUAUGAUGCCGCCACACAUUUUGAAAGCGCCGCGGCGAAUAUCCUCGACCUCUUCCAACGCAUUUACGGAAAACCAUACGACUUUGACAGCAUGAAGCCGGCAAGAGAGGCGGGGUGA
Molecule: messenger RNA, 1332 nt
Organism: Trypanosoma conorhini
Lineage: Eukaryota; Euglenozoa; Kinetoplastea; Trypanosomatida; Trypanosomatidae
Product: putative rab-GDP dissociation inhibitor
Exons: 1
Coding region: 1-1332 (443 amino acids)
Biological process (GO): vesicle-mediated transport; protein transport; small GTPase-mediated signal transduction
Cellular component (GO): cytoplasm
Molecular function (GO): Rab GDP-dissociation inhibitor activity
Source: RefSeq, a predicted model, not a curated record